AGUGAAGAUAAGAUAACACUUGACAAAUCAAUGUUUUCUUAUCAAGUACUGCAACAAAUUUUAAAUUCAUAUAAAUCAAUUUAAUUGUGACCUCUACAAGAUACACAUUAUUGGCAUUAUAAGAAAAUAACAAUUUAACAAAAAAAAAAAAAAAAUGCGAAAUCCAAAAAAUUUACGUAUUAAUGUUACAUCGCGGGUCGAAGACAUUCAACCACAAGAAAGAGAACAGGCUGAAGUCUCUAAGAAAUCACCAUCAGCUAGUAAAAAAGACAAAGACGUAAAGAACACGGAAUCCGAAAUUGAUGAAGGAAAUGAAAAAUUAACAUCAGUUCCACUUUUUAAAUUGUUUAGAUAUGCAACAAAAUGGGAGACAUUUCUCAUGAUUAUUGGAAUUAUAUGUAGCAUUGGUUCUGGAUUAUGUGUGCCAUCAAAUAUUUUUAUUUUCGGUGAUCUUGUGGGUUCAAUGGUAAAAGCGGAAAUGAUGAAAGAAAUUAUAGAAAUUGGCAUCAAUGGUACGACAAAUGCAACAGAAAACAUGAUGAACAGUAUUAUGGAUACAGUGACUAAAUUUGCAAUGGGAAAUUCUAUUAUUGGCCUAGUGAUGUUAAUUUUCACUUAUAUUAGCGUUAUGCUUUUUAAUUAUACGUCACAAAAGCAAACAUUUCGCGUGAGGACAACAUAUCUUAGAUCAAUUUUACAUCAAGAUAUCAGUUGGUAUGAUGUUAUGCAAAGUGGUGAUGUGUCCAGCAGAUUAACGGAAGACAUAAUUAAAUUUGAAGAUGGUAUUGGUGAAAAAGUGGUGAUGUUUCUACACAAUGUAUUCGCAUUUUUAGGAUGUGUUGGUCUUGCAUUUUAUAACGGAUGGGAACUCACUCUUGUUUGUGUUGUUGCAUUUCCAAUAAUGGUUUUAAUUCUCAUUGGUAUAGCAAAGGCAACUGCAAGAAUGACUAGAAAAGAAGUUGAAAUAUAUGCAAUUGCAGGAGCAAUAGCAGAAGAAGUAAUAGCGUCAUUUCGAACUGUUAUUGCUUUUGGAGGACAACAAUCUGAACUUGAAAGGUAUAAGACAAAUCUACAAAAAACUUAUAAAACCAACAUAAAGAAGGGAUUUUUAGCAGGUGUUGGAUUUGGAUUAGUUUGGUUUUUUAUUUAUGCAAGUUAUGCUCUCUCCUUUUGGUAUGGAGUUACGUUAAUUCUCAAAUAUAGAGAUCUACCUCUAGCAGAACAAACCUAUACUGCUGAAACAAUGGUUAUAGUAUUCUUCAGUGUGAUGAUGGGUAGCAUUAAUAUGGGUGCUUCUUCACCUUUUAUGGAAGCUUUUGGAAUAUCUAAAGCUGCAGCAGCAAAUGUUUUCUCAAUUAUUGAACGAAAGCCAAUAAUUGAUUCCAUGUCUUCUGAAGGUUUAAAACCAACAGAUAUUGAAGGGGUUAUUGAAUUUAAAAAUGUUUCCUUUAAAUAUCCAUCUAGAAAGGAAGUGACAGUUCUUGAAAAUUUAAGUUUCACGGUGAAUAAAGGACAAACAGUAGCAUUAGUUGGUAGCUCAGGCUGUGGAAAGUCUACAUGCAUUCAACUUAUUCAACGAUUUUAUGAUCCUUCAAGGGGGAAGAUUCUAAUUGGAGGUUAUGAUCUAAAAGAACUGAAUCCUAAAUGGUUUCGCAAUAAUUUAGGCAUCGUUGGACAAGAACCUGUUCUUUUUGAUACAACAGUAGCAGAAAAUAUUCGAUAUGGAAAUAUGAAUGCAAGUACAGAACAAAUUGUUUCAGCAGCAAAAGAAGCAAAUGCUCAUGAUUUUAUAAUGAAAUUGCCAAAUAAAUAUGAUACACUUGUUGGUGAGAGAGGAGCUCAAAUUUCCGGUGGACAAAAACAACGAAUUGCUAUUGCAAGAGCAAUAAUACGUAAUCCUAGUAUUUUACUUCUCGAUGAAGCAACGUCAGCUUUGGAUACUGGAAGUGAAGCCAAAGUACAAGCAGCUUUAGAUAUGGCCAAUCAAGGAAGAACUACAAUAAUAGUGGCUCAUAGACUUACUACAAUUAGAGGAGCAGAUAAAAUUAUUGUUUUAUCUAAUGGUAAAACUGUGGAAGAAGGUACUCAUGAUUAUUUAAUGUCACUGAAUGGUCAUUAUUAUUCUCUCGUCACAGCUCAGGUGUCCGAUUUUUCUGAAACAAUUAAUGAAGAGUUAAGGAAAAUUAAUGAUAAUGAAAAAAAUGAUGACGAUGAAGAUUCCGUUAAUGUGAUGUCUAAGAAUUCAAACGAAGAUACAUGUAAUUCAAUUAAGAAGGUUUCGAUAAUGAAAAUCCUGGAAUUAAAUCAACAAGAGUGGCCUUACAUACUUCCUGCUUGUUUAACUUCGAUAAUUGUUGGUUGUUCAAUGCCAUUGUUUGCCAUUUUAUUUGGAGAUGUUAUUGGUAUACUUUCAGGUCCAGAUGCUGAAGAAGUUAGAAGUCAAAUAAACAAAUAUUGUGCAUGGUUUGUAGCAGCUGGUAUAGUAAUUGGUGUAUCAAAUUUCGCACAGAUUUUUCUGUUCAGCAUAUCAAGUGAAUGUUUGACAAUGAGAUUACGUGGUUUGACAUUUGAAGCAAUGUUAAAACAAGAAGUUGGCUGGUUCGAUCAACCUUCAAAUGGAACGGGAGCUUUGUGCUCUAAGCUUUCAACGGAAUCAGCUGCCGUGCAGGGAGCAUCUGGACAAAGAAUUGGAUUAACUUUUCAAUCAAUUAGCACUAUCAUUCUUUCCAUUAUACUCUCUAUUUAUUAUGAAUGGAGACUUGGAUUAGUGGGAAUGUCAUUUAUUCCUUUUAUACUUGUUGUUACUUAUCUACAGGGUUUACUCUAUGCAAAUGAGACAUUCAAUUAUCAUCAGAGCUUAGAGACAUCAACAAAGAUUGCAGUUGAUGCAGUAAGUAAUAUACGAACUGUAGUUGGAUUAGGAAUAGAAGACAAUAUGUACAAAUCUUAUCUACAUGCCAUGGAACCGUCACUAAAAGUGGCAAAAAGAAAUACUCAUUAUAGGGGUUUAGUUUUUGGCUUGGCACGUUCUAUUAUAUAUUUUGCUUAUGCUACAUGCAUGUAUUAUGGAGGAUAUUUGAUAAAACACAGUAAUCUUUACUAUGCAAAUGUUUUCAAAGUAUCUCAGGCUCUUAUAAUGGGAACUGUAAUGGUUGCAAAUGCAUCUGCUUUUGCUCCAAACGUUCAGAAAGGAUUACUCGCUGCUUCAAAUAUAAUUUCCCUUUUAGAACGAGUGCCAAAAGUUCAAGAUUUGAAAAAUGCUGAAGAAAUUGCAGAGAAUUCGGAAGGAAUUGUUAAAUAUGAAGAUAUUAAAUUUGAAUAUCCAACAAGACCAGGUAUUCGAGUUCUUAAUGGUUUAAAUUUGUUGGUAUCAUCGGGAAAAACUAUUGCAUUAAUAGGAAGUAGCGGUUGUGGAAAAAGUACUCUUAUUCAAUUACUUGAAAGAUUUUAUGAUCCUUUCUCAGGAGUUGUGAAAUUUGCUGAUAAAAAUAUUGCAACAGUAAAACAAGCAUCAUUAAGAAUGCAAUUGGGAUUAGUGUCUCAAGAGCCGACACUUUUUGCAAGAACCAUUGCUGAAAAUAUUGCCUAUGGUGAUAAUACACGACAAGUGCCAUUAACUGAAAUAAUUGACGCAGCCAAAAAAGCAAAUAUUCAUCAUUUUAUUGCAUCAUUACCACUUGGUUAUGAAACAAAAUUAGGCGAUAGGGGAACACAACUUUCUGGUGGUCAAAAGCAAAGAAUUGCAAUUGCAAGAGCACUAAUUAGAAAUCCACAAAUUCUUUUACUAGACGAAGCAACAUCUGCAUUAGAUACUGAAAGUGAAAAGAUUGUUCAAGCAGCAUUAGAUGAGGCAAAAGAAGGUAGAACGUGUAUUCUUAUUGCCCAUAGACUCUCAACAGUGGAAAAUGCUGACAAAAUAUGCGUCAUUAAUAGUGGGGUAAUUGCUGAAUGUGGAACUCAUAAAGAGCUCAUUGAAAAAAAAGGUUUUUAUUAUGAAUUGCUGUGUUUGCAAAAUGCCCGAAGAUAGGAAUGUAGAGCUCGUUCAGAGCUCUUCUACAGUCCUUGUUACGUUCCGAGAUAGGCGAAUUAAUUUAUUUUUUAUAUAAAUUAUGGUAAAAAGAGCUGAUUUAGUCAAGACUUGACUUUUUAUUUUUAUAUAGGAUCUUUGUUGUUUAUUAACUCUAUGGAAGUUGUGUUACUCAAUUAAUACAAAAGUGACAUAUUAAAACAAUUUAUUGUUAAAUAAACAAUUGUUUACAAUUAAAAUAUAAAGAUUUAACAUUUAAUACUUACAUUAAAUAAUUAUAGUGAUGAAUUAUAAUAAGGGCGAAAAUUGCUUGUUUUGCUCUUAUGAUAAACGUCAAUUGUUAAUAAUUAUUAUUUCGGUCUAAGUGUCACUAUUUACCAGCUUGCACCAAAAGAUCGAAUACUUAAUCGGAAAGACACGACAAGUAACAAUUAAUAAUUGACGGAUCGAAUUAACAGUAUAGAAACUGCAAUGGGCACAUGUCUCGACAAAAAAUGAGAUCGGCACGUAGUGUGACAAAUAUUAAAAUCGGCACGUUCAUUUAUUGCUUCCUUGAUUUACUCCUAAUUUAUUAACUGCAUUCAAAAAAAUGCAAUAACUCCACACGAGUCAAUUUACGAAAACAAUAAAGCGUUUAUACGUUUUAACUGUGCGCAGAUAAUUUCGAUACGUUAAAAUUUUUUAUUCUUUUUAUUUGUAUACAGUUUAAUUGUAUACAAGCAUUUUUAGAAAAAGUAAAUGUUUAACUUUGCACAGUUUAAUUUGACAAAGGUAAGUUGUACGCUAUUCAACUCUUCACAUUCAUUUUUAAAUUACUAUUUAAAACUUCUAUUGCUGCGGGUUAGCCAAAGCCCAUAUGAUAUAUUUGAUGUUUUGGAUUUAUGUCAAUUUGAAGUUUAAAGAUUUUUUGCAUUAUCUUUGUAAAUUUCAAUAUUAAUUCCAAAUUCAUUAAUAUGAAUCCAGAACAUUAUUUGGCGGACAUGAAACAUUCUAAAAACAUCCUUAAAACGUUUUUAGAACGAACAUGGUUGUUUGCCCACUAAGUAGAGUUAAAUUCAAUACAUGAUAAUUUUUUUAAUGCAGUUAAACAAAUAUAAAAAAAUUUGUCUUGUAUUGAAUUUAACUGUAUACUACUAAACUGUAUAGAGUAAAACAUUAAAAAUUAUUUAUUUCACAUUUUUAGAGCCUUAAGUGAGUGUUCUCAAUAUGGAAAAAUAUUUUGAAAAAUAUUUAUUUAAAUUAAAUUAAAGGUGUGGUUUUUGGUGUAAAGGGUGGUUUUACAAAAAAAACUUCAAAGAACAUGAUAUCAAGUAUGAGAAAUUUAUAAAAAAAAAAAAUAAUUAACAAGUUUUGA
Molecule: messenger RNA, 5381 nt
Organism: Leptopilina boulardi
Lineage: Eukaryota; Metazoa; Arthropoda; Insecta; Hymenoptera; Figitidae
Gene: Mdr50
Product: ATP-dependent translocase ABCB1
Exons: 20
Coding region: 155-4027 (1290 amino acids)
Biological process (GO): transmembrane transport
Cellular component (GO): membrane
Molecular function (GO): ATP binding; ATP hydrolysis activity; ABC-type transporter activity
Source: RefSeq, a predicted model, not a curated record